UUUUUUGCUUGUUAUUUAUAAAUACUUAAAACAAUGUUUUAUUCAAUAUAAUAUAUAGAUGAUAUGUGUUGAUGAAUAUGUAUUCAGACAAAUCACGUUUACAAUUUAUUUCAAUGUUUUCAAUAUAAAAUUCGCAUAACCUCAAAAAGUGCUCAAAGUUAUGAGAUAAAAUUAACGAAUAACAAUGGGGUUAAGCAAGUUUGUUUCCUUCUAUUUAUUAAAGAAGCACAUAAAACCACUAUUAUAUCGGUCAUUAAGUAAAACUAGCAAAAAGCCUCCCUGGAAAAUAUUAUUUUUUGGUGCCGACGAUUUUUCGAUAUUUAGUUUAGAGAAAUUAACUGAAGAAUACAGAAAAAAGGCACUACUAAGUAGACUUGAAGUUGUAACGACUGUGAAAGGCAAAGCCAAUGCUGUAAAAUUAUUUGCAGAAAAAGAAAAUCUUCGGUUACAUAAGUGGCCCCCUAGUAUUGGUGUGGGAGAGUUUGAUGUCGGCAUUGUUGUAUCUUUUGGGCAUUUAAUACCAAAAAGUAUUAUAGACCAAUUCCCUUUAGGAAUGUUGAAUGUCCAUGCAAGUCUUCUGCCACGUUGGAGGGGCGCAGCCCCAAUUAUUUACGCCCUAGCAAACGGCGAUACGGAAACGGGAGUCACUAUAAUGACAAUAAGUCCAGAAAAAUUCGAUAUAGGGAAAAUAGUUCGGCAAGAAUCUGUGUCAAUUCACCCUGAAAUGAGACAAAGCGAACUGUACGCCACUUUAGGAAAAUUAGGAGCCUCACAAUUAAUUAAAACCUUAGGGAACUUGCCUUCAAAUUUAAAUAACGCAAAACCUCAGCCAACAGAAGGAGUUACCUAUGCCCCAAAAGUGGAUCCCACCUUUGCAUCCAUUAAAUGGAAUCAAAUGACUGCUGAACAAAUCUACAAUUUGGGAAGAGCCUUGGAGGGCAUUUUUCCGUUACAAACAACUUGGAAAAGGAAGACAAUUAAAUUAUUAAAUAUAAAAAAAGGAAAUUAUUUAAACAGUCGUAAAAACAUCCAACCUGGAUAUGUGAAAUAUGAUAAGGAGAAAAACGUUCUGAAGGUUUUAUGCUCAGAUUUUCAGUACAUUGUAGUAGAAAAAGUUGGUGUAGUAGGUAAAAAAUUGAUGUCAUCAAGAGACUUUAAUAACGGCUUUGUAAAGAAAGAACCUCCUGAUUGUAGAUACUUUACAUAGUUUUAAUAAAUUUAUAUU
This is a messenger RNA of Tribolium madens (black flour beetle), 1225 nucleotides long. RefSeq names its product methionyl-tRNA formyltransferase, mitochondrial. Gene Ontology annotation, cellular component: mitochondrion. The transcript is spliced from 4 exons. Gene Ontology annotation, biological process: biosynthetic process; conversion of methionyl-tRNA to N-formyl-methionyl-tRNA. Lineage: Eukaryota; Metazoa; Arthropoda; Insecta; Coleoptera; Tenebrionidae. Bases 185 to 1207 code for a protein of 340 amino acids. The record is from RefSeq and is a predicted model, not a curated record. Gene Ontology annotation, molecular function: methionyl-tRNA formyltransferase activity.